UUUUCCCUGGCUUCAUUUUUGCAGGCGCUUUUAGGAUCUAGGCCUUCUUGCGCUUGGCAUGAUAGUUUGGAAGGUCGCGAUCUAUUGUUGCAAGGCAUUCGGUGGAAAUUAGAGUGUGGUACUAUGGUCCACAUAACAGAGGAUGUCUGGCUUCCAACAACUCCACCCUCUCGUCCUCGAUUGCUUCCACAUGUUCGUCUUCAUUCGUCUCAAGUUUCUUAUUUGAUCCGAAGACAGUAA
Molecule: messenger RNA, 240 nt
Organism: Linum tenue
Lineage: Eukaryota; Viridiplantae; Streptophyta; Magnoliopsida; Malpighiales; Linaceae
Source: the annotation of a GenBank genome assembly